This is a messenger RNA of Musca domestica (house fly), 2520 nucleotides long. RefSeq lists its product as uncharacterized. The transcript has 9 exons. The record is from RefSeq and is a predicted model, not a curated record. Gene Ontology annotation, cellular component: plasma membrane. Gene Ontology annotation, biological process: sensory perception of smell; detection of chemical stimulus involved in sensory perception of smell. Gene Ontology annotation, molecular function: olfactory receptor activity; odorant binding. The coding region runs from base 70 to 2490 and encodes 806 amino acids. Lineage: Eukaryota; Metazoa; Arthropoda; Insecta; Diptera; Muscidae.
AUUACCACAGUCUUUCUUACGUCUCGAUUCCAAUCAGUUUCACAAAUUUCCGCUAAUUUUUAAACCAUCAUGAAAAUAGUUAAACGUUACUUUGGUAUACAGCGACGAACUCUUACCGCCAUCGGAAUUGAUGUGAACGCCUUUCUGCCAAAUGGCCCCGAACGGAUUGCCAAACAUCCCCUGCUUUUGCUGGUGAUAACUGUUAUGCCUGUGCUGCAGUACAUCUCGAUUGGACACUAUGCCUACAAGAAUUCCAAUAACAUGGUUACGGCGACAUAUUCAUUUUCCCUCUCGUGCCAGGGUGUCAUUUGUUUGACAAAAAUUCUAAUUUUUCUCUUUAAACGUCGUGAUAUUGUUAAAUUGGUCAAAAUGUUGCAGGAAGAUGUUUUCAAUGCCAAAUCUGACGAGUUGGUGAUAACCAAAGAAGAGAAUUCCAGGGAUGUUCUCCACUGUACGGUCUAUGGUUCGGCAGUGUUUUCAACGGGAUUUUUUGGUAUUUUGCACCGAUUAUUAAGACCAUCAUCAUCUACAUCAAACAUGGGAAUCUGGUGCUGGUACCACCACAUCCUGCCACGUAAUUACCUCUGGGACUAUAGCCAUUUACCAGGCUACUCCUUGGUCUACAUUUGGAACAUGAUGCGCAUGUAUACACUGGCCUUUGCCUCGGUGGCCAUCGAUAGUUUAUUUUCAUGGCUGGUGUGUAACAUCGUGGCCCACUUUCGUAUUUUAAUGUUACGUUUUCAGCGUGCAGCAUGGUUGACGCCGGGUCUCGAUCGCCCGGAGGUGUCGGUGAGCCGGGAACAGGAGCGUUUAAUUUUCGAUUGUGUACGAUUUCAUAAUCGUACACUGAACUUGGUACAGGAAUUGAAUCUAGUCUAUGGUGGCAUAAUUUUUGUUAAAUUCGUGGUGUCCAGUGUCCAGAUUUGUUGUUCGGCAUUUUUUCUAAAUAGUUUUGGGGCCAGCCAAUCAAUGGCUAAAUUGAUGUAUCAAUUUUUGCUGUUAAGCGCUGUGGCCCUGCAGCUGAUGUUGUACUGUUACAAUGGACAGAGAAUAACGGAUGUGAGUUUUCAGGUGGCCACCAAAGUCUAUUCUACCUUCCCCUGGUCCAAAAUGCCUGCGUCCACCAAACGCAUGCUACUGCCGCCAAUGAUUCGUGCCCAGCGUUUUAGUGAACUGCGCGGGGUAUUCUUCACCGUCGAUUUGAGUUUGUAUUUGUGGUUGCCUUAUGAACGUCCUACAGAGUUGUGGACAUAUUCGGAAAAAUCGAACCAAUCGCAGACGAAAAUGAAAAUAUUAAAACGUUAUUUUGGCAUGCAAAAAUUUGCAUUUGCUGCCUUGGGUGUUGAAGUCGAAUCGAUGAGCCCCGCCGGUUCGGAACGCAUCUUCAGGCAUCCCAUUCGAUAUGCAGUGUUGUUUAUUUUGACGGUUCUGCAAUAUAUCUCAAUUGGGCAUUAUUCGUAUGUCUAUACGAGCGACAUUGUUUCGGCUGCCUAUUCCAUUGCCCUGUCCUGCCAGGGGGUUAUUUGCAUAACCAAAUUGGUGAUUUUCUUUUUUAAACGCCAAGGGAUUGUGGAAUUGGUGAGAAUGUUGCAGACGGAUGCGUUUAAUGCCCAGUCCGAGGAAUUGGCCAUAAUAAAAGAAGAGAAUAGAAAGGAUAUUCGAAUCUGUACUUUGUAUUGUAUUGUCAUUUAUGGAACCACUUUCUUUGGGAUGACGCUGCCAUUUGCACGAACCAUUCUCGGCUACUUGAGAAAUGGAUACCUUGUUUAUGUGACGCCAGUUGCAUCACCCUCCCUUUGGAAUUACGAUACCGUGCACGGUUACACCCUGGUCUACAUUAUCACCCUCCUUCGCUUGGGCACACUGUGUUUCACGACAAUCGGCAUUGACACUCUCUACUCGUGGCUGAUGUCGAAUAUCGUGGCACAAUUUCGAAUUUUGACACAUCGUUUCCAGCAGGCUGCCUGGGCCACGACGGCCCUGGAUGGAAGUGAAAUUUCGAUUAGCGAGGAGCAGCAUCGUCUCAUCAACGAUUGCAUACGAUUUCAUAAUCGCACUUUGGAUUUGGUCAAGGAAUUGAAUCGGGUCUAUGGCGCCAUAACCUUUGUGAAAUUCGUUGUGUCCAGUAUUCAGAUUUGUUGUUCGGUAUUCUUCGUAAGCAGUUCGGAUUCGAAAGAAUCGGCGUUUAAUUUAUUCUAUCAGAGUAUUUUUUUGGGAGCCGUUUCAAUGCAAUUGGCCACAUAUUGUUACAAUGCGCAGCGUAUAACGGAUGAGAGUGAGCUGGUGGCCACCAAAGUCUAUUUAAUUUUUCCCUGGUCCAAAUUACCGAUCCCGACCCAGCGCAUGUUGUUGCUGCCAAUGAUUCGGGCUCAGCGUAGCUGUGAAAUGCGUGGAGUGUUUUUUAGGAUCGAUCUGAGUUUGUUUGUGUGGGUGUUUAAGACAGCUGGUUCUCUGAUUGCGGUUCUACAAACUAUAGAUGAAGCUCAGUAAAAACAAGAAGAUUUCAAUUUUUGUAAUUGU